CGCAGCCGAGCCGUGACACCGUCGUGACACUAUCGCGACAGCGGCCGCUGGCAUCGUGCAGGCGGAGCAGGGCGCCUCAAACCGUGGUGUGGACCCGUGGAGCGUCACACUGGCAGGAGGAAGAAGGGUGCUGGAGUCUCCAGGCAAUGCAGGUCCCUGCGCUGAUACUGACCCUGAAAGCCCUGGGGUCUGUUAGGGAAAUUAGAGACUGUUUCUUCCUCCUGAUAAUGAUUCCUUUGUGCCAGGCAAAAAUAGCUCGGAAAUGAAGUUUCCAGUUGCUUCAAAAGCUUUCCUGCAGUGGCACCUCCAUGACGGGAGCUUGUUCCUGGCUUUUGUGAAUGUUUUCAGCAGCAGGGGAGUGGACUGAAAGAAGUUUGCUGUCUUUCAAAAAAAAAAAAAAAAAAAAAGAAAAAGAAAAAAAGUGAGCAUUAUCUGUAGUUUUCUAAAAAGUUUCCUCAUUUCUAAAAAUGAGGGAACAGCAGGAGGCAGCAGUAAUCACGAUGGGGCAUAACCAGUGCUAACACAUGCAAGCAUUCUUUCAGUCAUGAGGGUAAGUUGUUCCUAAAAGUGUGAGCUUGGGCAAUGCCUCUUUGUGCUUUAUGGUAUUAAUCACCACUGACCUGUUGUUGUCGCGGUGCUGGCUGCUGUGUCUGGUGGUUUUGUGGCUGCAAUUGGAUUUCCACUAACUUAACAGUGUAUCAGUUUAUUUGUUUACAUAUUUGCUUCAGAUACCAUAGUAACUAAACCAAAGCCUCUAGUAGUCCUUUCACUAGUUGUGGUAUAAACCAUGCUUUUAGGCAAGGAAAACAAACAAACAAACAAACAAACAAAAAAACUUGCAAAAUAUUCAUAGGUAUUCUCAGGAGUAUUGUUAUUUUUCUUUAUACAAGGGCCAUUGUUGUGUGCAGCUGGCAAAAAAAUCACACUGGCCUUACAGUUAAGCUCUCCAACGAGUGUCCAGAAAUGCAGCAGAGUUGCCAUCCUUGCAUGAGAUCAAAAUUUACGUGAAUAAAUUUCAGUGAGACACAGCUUUGAAGUCAGCACCUUCUCUGAGAGGGUGGCUAGACUACCUCUACAAAUUCCUUCCAGCCUUAUUUUUCUGUUUUCUCUUGUACGUUGUGUUCCUCCCAGGAACCCAGCAGGGCACUUUGGCCGCUGAGCCACCUAGUCCAUUCUGCAGGGAUUACAGCAUUUCUUUCUCUGGUGCAUAAUCCAUCAGGUUGAGGUAUUUGGGAUCUGCUGUGGCUUACUUACCUAGAGAAUUUACUGUUUCAAUUUGAUACUGUGUAUAUUUCCUGAAAGAGAUGAAAAAAGGACCAGAAAGUGGAACUUGGCCCCUUGCUGGAGUCCCAGGCAAGCUAGCAGAGUCAAACCCAGACAACAGCAGGAGCGGUGGAGCCUCAGCAAAGGAGAAGGCCGUGCUUUCCUCCCCUGGAGAAGCAGAAAAUGUACAGCUGAAACCCAGCAGAGAAACACCUAGAAAAAAACUCUGUGGUUAUUUAAAUAAGCUGGGCAUCAAGGGUCCCAUCAAGACUUGGAAGUCUCGUUGGUUCAUCUAUGAUGAAAAUAAAUGUCACUUACUGUACUACAGAACUGCACAGGAUGUGAACCCUUUGGGGUCUAUCGAUCUCUCCAGCGCCAGCUUUGACUGCAAGGUGGAAAAUGGUGAAGGGGUUUUUGAGAUCAGAACACCAAGCAGAGUUUUUACGUUGAAGGCAAUCAGCAAGCAGGCCAUGAUGUACUGGCUGCAGCAGCUACAAGUGAGACGUUGGGAAUUUUGCAAUGCUCCGAGCAGAUUUCCUGUGGGCAGCUCCCAGCUUGUGAAUGAACCCCUGGCUGACAGAACAAAUGUUGUCGACAGUGAGGCCUUUAUGCCUCCAGUCAAAACGCCAACAGAAGUGGUGGGUUUAAAGGCAGCCUCUCUGCCUGCACCCCAGACAUCUACUGCUUUGCAGAACAUCUCCCUGAAGCACCCUUGGACAGAGAUACAAAACACUGUCUACAAUAUCUGUGUCUCCAAGCAGCUCCGGGGGAACAAUGGGAAUAUCUUCAACUUCAGUGAAUUCCAGGAGAACCCUGAGAGCCUGGAUGAGGAGCAAGAGGCCGAAGUGGAGGCAGGGUGUGCAGUUAAGGAGGAGAUCCCGGAGGAUGGGAGGCUGGAGUCUCGGAUGAACUGGGUCCGGAAAGCCAAGUGGAUGAACAGUGGCUUCCUAGGCUUGGCUGAGGAGCUGUCCAGGGAGAGGAGCUCAAUGGAUAAAGUGAGUGUGCUGCAGCAACAGAUCCUGACGCUCACGGAGGAAGUCAAGUCACAGAAGGAGCUGGUUAAACUUCUCCACAAAGCCCUGGAGGCGGCCCAGCAGGAGAAGCGAGUAUCUAGCAUGUAUCUCACUGCAGCAGAAGAUAAGGACAGGCUGGAGCUGGUGCGCCACAAAGUGCGACAGAUUGCUGACCUCACCAGUCGGCUGGAAGCUCUUGAGAAGGAGAAGAAAGAGCUCGAGCAGAUGCUUGCGCUGAGAGACAGCCACAUUCAAGAGCUCAAAGAACACGUGCAGCAUCUGAUGGAGAAGAACCACGCCAAACAAGAAGUCAUCAUGGCCUUGACAGAGCAGAUGGCCCGAGAGCUCUCUGAUCCCCUGCAGGAAGCCAACACAAUCACGGCCGAGACGUUGUAUAAGCAGCAGGAGGAGAUUGAGCAUCUGAAGGACGAUAUUGAUGCAUACAAAACCCAGAACCAGUUUCUCAACUCGGAGAUCCACCAGGUUACCCGGCUGUGGACAAGCGCUGCUGAGAAUGAAAAAGCCCUUCUGAUGAAGUGUGCCUGCCUGCAAGCCCGAAACUGCCAGAUGGAGAGCAAAUACCUGACAGUCUUGCGGAAGCUGCAGGAGACCGUGCCUGGCCUGCCCAGCUCCGAUGCUGAGCUGGUGAGGAACCUCAUCCAGGAAGCGCUCCAGUGGGAUGUGAAGGAGGGAGCAGAAGAAGGUCUGAACCUGAACCCUGUGAGCGAGUACGAUGAGUAUGGGUUUAUGACUGUGCCUGACUACGAAGUCGAGGACUGGAAACUUCUGGCCAAAAUCCAAGCCCUGGAGAUCAAGUCCAACAACCUGCGGAGCCAGGAGGUGGUGGAGAAGCCCCUCCGUGACAGGUGGAACGGCGUAGGGGAGCUGAGCCCCUCUGCAGAGCUGAAGGGCCUCAUUCGAAGCGGCAUUCCUGUGGAGCAUCGGCAGCGGGUCUGGAGGUGGAUUGUCAGCCGGCACUGCAGCCGCCUGCCAGACCACUACCAGCGGCUGCUGAGGCAGAGCAAGAGCACCGAGCACCCUGCCUGCAGGCAGAUUGAGCUUGACCUGCCCCGGACACUGACCAACAACAAAUAUUUCUCCUCUCCCACCUCCCAGCUCAUCCCCAAGCUCCGGAGGGUGCUGCUGGCAUUCUCCUGGCACAAUCCUGCCAUUGGGUACUGCCAGGGAUUGAACAGGUUGGCAGCUGUUGCCCUGCUGGUCCUGGAAGAUGAGGAAAGUGCUUUCUGGUGCCUCGUUCACAUUGUGGAGAACCUGAUGCCAGCAGACUACUACAGCGACACACUGAUAACAUCACAGGUAGAUCAGAGAGUCUUCAAAGACUUCCUGGCAGAGAAGCUGCCUCGCCUUACGGCUCAUUUCGAGCAGCAUCAGAUUGAUGUCUCCCUCAUCACCUUCAACUGGUUUCUGGUGGCCUUUGUGGACAGCCUGGUCAGCGACAUCCUCCUGCGAGUGUGGGAUGCCUUCUUGUAUGAAGGAACUAAGGUGAUUUUCCGCUAUGCUCUCGCAAUCUUUAAAUACAACGAGGAGGAAAUCCUGAGGAUUCAUGACAAUGUGGAGAUUUACCAGUACCUGCGUUUUUUCACAAGGAUGAUCGUGGAUGGCAGGAAGCUGAUGAACAUUGCCUUCAAUGAGUUAAACCCCUUCCCCAUGAAGCUGCUGAGGAACCGGCGGACAAUGCACCGGGAAGAGCUGGAGACAGAGCUGUGUGAGCUGGAACAGAUCAAGGCAGCCUACGUCAAAGAGAGAGCAGAGCAGGGGCCUCAGGACCUGCAGGACGCUGUCAGCGAAGAGGAAGAAGAGAUUUAGCAGAAACAGAGUUUGUCUCCGAAAGCAGCUGUCGGUAAGAGAUGGAGGCAGCACAGGUGAUCACAGCAGGAGUUCGUCUGCCCCAGGAAGCAAGGCUAUAGGUACAGGACCAUUUGGGGAUUGACCCAGGCUUUGUGAUGAUGGAAGUGGUAGAGGAGCUUCAUCCUCUCCUGUACUUCUCCCCCUCCUGCCCGCCCUGUGCCGUGCAAUGCUGGACUGCAGCUGGAGAUCUGCAGGAGGUACCAGCAGUACCAGCACCCUGACGGGCGCUGGCAUGGUGCAAGUGACCCAGCCAGGCAGGGCUUUUCCACCUUUUCUGAUGGAGGCUUGAAAGAGAUCUUUCUGUACACGUAAAAUCACCAGAAAAAACAAACAAACAAACAAACAAACAAAAAAAAAAACAAACAAAACAAAACAAAACAAACAAACAAACAAACAAAAAAAAAACACAUAAUCUGAGAACAGUCCCUCACUGGUACCCAAAGCUGCUUAGUUGGUGAGGAGGGGACCUGCUCUUUGAACACAUCAGAGUCUAUCCUGCCAGGAGAGCAUGCCUUUAACGUUGCAGCCACUGGGUCACGCCACACUCCCCGGGUGACUGCUGGGGCUGAGGAAGGCCUGGGAGCUGGAGGACGUCUUCCCGUGGGGCUCAGACUGGGACAAGUGAAAUGAGGUGUGGGAGGGUGGAGCCGCCUCUCCAGUUCAUUUCAGUUCCUGCGGGAGCCCACGGGAGCACAAGGUGUGUCCUCUGCCCGACUGGGAAAUUCUGGGAGGCGCUUCUCCUCUCUGUUGGGAUCUGAGCAGAGCCAUCCGUGGUUUCUGGUGGCCUUUGGCUGGACCCCUGCACUGAUGUCCCUGUCUCUGUGUUCAUAAUCCACAUGAUUAUGUUCCUUCUGACUUGAACGCUGCAAGGUUUUGAAGGGGAUCCCUCUUUUCUCUUUGCUGUGCCCGAAUUUCCAGUGCUGGUGGUGCUCUGACCCCAUGGGGUACAGCGCUCUGCAGGUGGAACCUUUUGGACAAGGUCACAAAAGUAAAAAACAUUAAUAUUUCCUGAACAAGCAGCUGGCCUCCAUGUGUCAAGUGCAUGGAGACGCCCUGCCUGAGCGAAUUACACCCCACUUACCCCUCCUGUGCUGCAAGACACCUGUGCUGGAGGAGGAAGGGGAAGGAGGCACUCACAGCCCUGGCCUCUGCUCAUGCUCACCUGAGACAGGUUGCUUGCCUCAGCUCUACCCCAGACACUGCUGGGCCAAUCAGCCAGGCUCAAAAAUGAUAAAGCCUGAGUUUGCGGAGACCUCUAGAGGCCGAUCGCACCGCGUGGACGUAACCCAAGUGGAGAUGAGGCUCUGGGGAGGCUGGGAGCCCUGCAGCAGGUUAGAGGGGCAGGAGUGGGGUAAAUCCACCGUGUGGCAUCAACAUCUGCUCACACUGAGAGCUUGGGGUGAGAAGAAAAUGUUACUCGAGUCCUUCCACAGUAUCUCAAACAGAAACACUGCUUUCAAAAGGAUGCCGUGUAGCUAGAGAAGCUCAGAAGGUUUUUCUUUACAGGUCUUACUGCUAAUCCAAUUAAUGCAUACUGAUGUGUGUAUGCAUGUGCACACAUACAGGGUGCUGUUACAGAGUUUUGAGAGGCAUUCUCUCUUAAAUCAAGACAUGGAAAUUAGGACCACACUUACAACUGUAUUUUUUUCAAGAGCCUUUUGCAGCAGCUGAUUUUUUUCUUUUCCUUCCAUCCUGUCCCUACAUUCUUUAAAAAAGGCACUUAAAACAUGCAUUGUCAGACCAAACCCUAGUCUGACAUGUCUGUGCGGUGUAUGAAUGCGCACUGGUCUAUUUGUGUUACAUAAUGACCUAUAAAAAAUAAAUUAAACUUUUCUAAAGAA
Molecule: messenger RNA, 5986 nt
Organism: Anas platyrhynchos (mallard)
Lineage: Eukaryota; Metazoa; Chordata; Aves; Anseriformes; Anatidae
Source: RefSeq, a predicted model, not a curated record